Molecule: messenger RNA, 4260 nt
Organism: Closterium sp. NIES-65
Lineage: Eukaryota; Viridiplantae; Streptophyta; Zygnematophyceae; Desmidiales; Closteriaceae
Source: the annotation of a GenBank genome assembly
AUGAAUUUCUCACAGGAUCGGUUCGAUGCGGAGGCGUACGCGGAGGAGCAGAUGGAGGAGAACGACGAAUGGGAGGUGCGGCGGCUGGCACAGGAGCUGAUGGAGUUCAGGCGAGUGUCAGCAGAGGAGAUGCGGAGGAGCGUGUAUGCCAACUACCCCGCCUUCAUACGCACGUCGAAGCAAAUAUCCGCCUUUCAGGUGCAGCUGAAGCGCAUGCGCGAGAUGCUGACGCUCAACACCGCGCUCAUCCACUCCCUCGCGGAGAAGGGCAGCUGCCAGAGCCGCACCAUCGCACUCUCGCUCUUCGCCCACUCCUCGCCGCACCACAGCAGACGCAGGUCUGAAGGCGGGGGGAUUCACGAUGAUGGGUCCGACUCUAGCCAUACGCCGGACCAUUCUGUGCAUUCCUCUCCCCCUGUAACCCCGCAUGCGGGUUGGCAUGGGGCCGGGGCGAAGGAGAGUGGUCAGGUGUGGGCUGUUGGGAGCAUCGGGAGUGGGGUUAUGGUGAAGGAUGGAGAGGGGGGAGGGGAGGUGAGGCUGAGAAGGAGAAGGACGAGGGGGAGGGAUGGGGAGGGGUGGGAGGAGGAGGAAGAGGAGGAGGAUGGGAUGGAGGAGGGGUGGGAUGAGGAGGAGAGGGAGCCGACGGAGAUGGAGCGGUAUGCGGAGGCGUUACCGGAUGUACUGGAUGGGCUUAUAACGGAGCAGAAAAUUGAUCAGGCGAUUGAGUUGCUGGAGCAGGGGCAGCAAAUGGCGCAGCUCUCGUUACAGUCACAUGAGCGGAGGAGGAACGAGGAGGGGGAGUUUGCUGAAGGGGAAGCGGGAGAGGGUGGUGGAGAAGGGGAGGGAGGGGAGGAGGGUGGGGAGAGAGGAAAGGUGUGGGAUGGAAAGGGUGGUGGGGAGGAGAGGGAAGAAGGGCGGGUGGAAAGGUGGUUGAGAGAGGAGGACGGGGGAGGGGAAGGGGAAGAGGAGGAGGCUGAGGCGGGAGAGGAGGAGGAAAAGGAGGAGGAGGAGGGGGAGGGGGAGCAUGGCGAGCAAAGAAGAGCAGGGUCAGAGCAGGGUUGGGAUGAGACGCCUCUCACAAAGAGGUCUCUUACCGGGGGAACGCGUAGAGAGGAGUGGGGGUAUGUGUAUGAGGGUAUGGGGAAGGGGACCAGCGUGGAUGGUGCGCCCAUAGGAGGAGGGGGCUUGAGAGGCAGCUUGAAAGAGAGCUUGAAAGAGAGCCUGAAAGAGGGCUUGAAAGAGGGCUUGAAAGAGGGCUUGAAAGGAGGCUUGAAAACGAGGCCUCGAGCGAGGAGUGUGGAGGAGAACGUGGGGAAUGCAGGGUUGGCGGGCGAGAGGUUAGGGAAUGGGGAUGUGGAGGAGAGCUCACGGCAGGGGGGUAGCUUUCAGGGCAGGAGGCGGAACGCUGCAAAAGCGUCUGCAGCUGCUGCUGCUGCUAGAGCUGUUGAGGCGGCAGCAGAGGGAAGGGAAGGGGAAGGAACAGAGGGGAGGAAAGAAAGGGCUGAAGUCUUGAAUAAGAGGAUCAUUUCUAACAAUCAACAGCAGAGUGUAAAGGGUGGAAACCCCCCUCAGAAAUUAUCCAGCCAAGGAGGAGAGCACCAGAAAGGGGACACCCAGGGCACGGCUGAAGCCACAGCCACGGGUGGUGAUAAUAAAAAUUCUAACAGCACUGUCGUUCCGGGCGGCAGUGCACUCGUUCCGGGCGGCAAUAUUAUCCCUGAAACCGAACCUCCGGCCGGCGGCGCUCCAGCGACCGAGCUUCUAAGCGAGCCGGCCGCGCUGGCGCUGUCAGCAGCAAUAGCAGAGCGCCACGUGGUGCUGGUUGCUGAGCUGGAGCGCACAGCAAAGCACUCGGACGUGCUGGGGGAGGAGCUGCGGUUUGCGGUUACCGGGUUGAUGCGGCUGGGGGAGCUGGAGUUAGCGCAUCAGCUGCUGCUGGGCGCGUAUGGGGAGAGGAUACGGCGGAGUGCCCGGUCGCUGCAUCGCUCCGCCACUGGGUUUGGCGGGUCGUACACUGCUGCUCUGUCUCAGAUUGUCUUUUCCGCCAUAGCCCAGGCCACAGCCGACUCAGCCAUAAUCUUCGCCGACCAACCAGCCUGCUCCGCGGAUCUCCUCCUGUGGGCACGUCGCGAGGUCACCUUCGCCUUCUCCCUCCUCCGCCGCAACAUCCUCUGCUCUGCCGCCUCCCCUGGCGGCCUCCACGCCGCCUCCGAGUGUGUCUGCAUCUCCCUCGGCCACGCGCGCUUACUCGAACCUCAGGGGAUCUGCCUGGCGCCCAUGCUAGGCGAGCUCAUGCGGCCCAGUGUGAUGGAUGCGCUAGAGUUUAACAUUCUGAGGAUCGAGGAUGCGGUGGUGUCGGUCGCAACAACCGAUGAGUGGCGGUUGGAAGCGGUUGACUUGGGUGCUCCGGCGCUGAUGAGAUUGAGGGGGUGGGGCGGCGUGCUGGGGCUAGGCGGGUUGAGGAUUAGGCUGACGCCGAGUGCUCAGCGGUUCUACCUGCUACUCGUGGACCUGGUCGAGGAUAUACUCCCUGUAAUCAGCCUCCAUUUAUUGGAUAAGGUUCUUGAUGCCAUCGCAACGCAGUUCGAGUGUUUCGCUAGCCUCAUGGAGCUGGCGCUACCUGAGAUUCCACCUGACGCCACCCUGCCCCCGGCACCUGGUUCUGUUGGUGCUCGGGCACAGAGACGGAGGCGAGAAAGGGCGCAGCAGUUGGUGGAGGGGGGAGGGGACGAGGGGUGGAAAGGAGGGGGAGUAAGAGGGCACAAGGGAGGGGUGAGUGGGAGUGUGGAGGGUGUGACUGUGUCAGAUAGGAUGGAAGGAGAUGUGAUGGGAGGGGAAGAGGGAGGGGACACAACGGAGGAGAGAGGGCAGAGAGGAAGGGAUGCAGGGGAGGGGAAGGGACAGGCAGAGGGGGAGGAGGAGGAGUGGGAAGAGGUGUCCAUAUCACGGAACAACAGUCAGCAGAGACUGUCAAAUGGUGACAGUGCUAACGCUGCUGCUGCUGCAGCCGCUGCUGGCGCUUUAGGUACUGCUGCUGCUCUUGCUGCUGGUGAUCAAGAUGUUGACACAAUCGACCACAGUAACCCGCUGCUGGACCCUCCAGCAAACAGCUGGCACGUGUACCAUGUUCAGGAGGCAGAGACAGAGGCGCAGCAGCUGGCUGUGCUGGGGAAUGUAGCUGCUCUGGCCGAUGAGCUGCUUCCCAGGCUUGCAGUGAGGCUGACUAUAGCGGAUAUAGAGGAUGAGGAAGGGCUGGGGUAUUUGGGGGAGGAUGAGGAGGAGGAGGAGGAGGGCUCCACCCCUCCUUGUCGCACAUACAUUCGCCCACCCUCCCUCGUCCCCCCAUGUGCGCGCAGCAACGGGGCGAAGCACAAGGUGUGGAGGGCGCGCAUUCAGAGAGCCUCGCGGCGAAUUCGGGAGAUCUUCUGUGCGUCGCUGUGGGGCGGGUUUGUGUUCAGCGAGAGUGGGGAGCGCGUGCUGUGUGCAGACGAGUACGUGGGCAUGGAUGCAUGCACCAAGCUGCAGCAGUGGAUGAUGCACCCCCUGCCAUCGCCGCCCUUCCAGGCUUUAUUCCUCACAGUGAAUGCCGUGCAAUCAAGCCUAGAGCGGGUGCUGAGGGGGCAGGAAGGCAUGCACAGGAGGCUGCUGAGACGAGUCAUGGAGUGGCUGCUAUCGGGUCUGCUUAUAGAGAGUACAAUGUGGGAAGACAUUCAGGCCGCUGACCCACCCCUUGGGCCCAUUGGCCUGCACCAGCUGCUCACAGCAGCAAGACCAGUUCCUCUGUUUCAACCCCCCCGCACCCCUACUCCCUUCCAGCUCGUGUUUGACAUGUAUUUCGUGGUGCAAGCAGCGCACAGCGGCAAGACCUCCUCUCCGCUCAUCCGGGGGUUGGCAGAAGAUGCCGCCACACGGGCGAUUGUGGCUUACAGUGCACGCACAGGGGAGGACCCCAAAAGGCUAGUGGAGGAGGACUGGUGGUAUCAGCACAAGUGCCAGACGGUAGUAGAAGAGCUCAAAGAAGCAGCAAGCCAGCCCACCAGCCCCACUGCAGCAUCAACCUCCACCACCACUCCCUCAACGUUUGUCUCCGACUCGCCGUUUUCGUGGCUUCACAGCAACAGCAUCAAGGGCAAUGGGGACGGUGACAGGGGCGCGGGGAUGCCAGAGCUCAAGGUAAUCAAGCGGUCGGUCGUUUCGUUUUCCGGCAUGAGGGCUGCGCCUCCGCCCAUUAGAGACGCCCGUAGCUACACCACAUUGUGA